Molecule: messenger RNA, 1492 nt
Organism: Pseudophryne corroboree (corroboree frog)
Lineage: Eukaryota; Metazoa; Chordata; Amphibia; Anura; Myobatrachidae
Product: protein ABHD15-like
Exons: 3
Coding region: 4-1344 (446 amino acids)
Molecular function (GO): short-chain carboxylesterase activity; monoacylglycerol lipase activity
Source: RefSeq, a predicted model, not a curated record
GCAAUGCUAGAAUGGGCUGUCUUUCUAAGCUCUCUCCUGCUCCUGGCUCUAUGGUCCUAUAAGAAAGGCUUGAGUAGUAGUUUGUCAGAAGCUGUUCCUGCAAAGACCCGGGACGAGCCGGAUGAUUAUACAUUAAUCUGCAAACCCUCUGCCUUGGCCAACUAUCUGGAGAAGAGGUGCAGGUCCUUUGGUGGCUUCUCUAAUGUCAAGUGGCUGUGGAGGACUUUCCCCACCCUGCAGACUCUGGUGGGGGUGCUGGGACCUGUGGACCAAGGAGUUAAUUUCAUCAGGGAGUACCUGCAGCUAAGUGAUGAGGGGCUGGUGGCUCUGGAUUGGGCUGUGAGACCUGGACAACAUCAGAGGAGGAGGAGAGCAUCCAGUAACUCCUCUGUGCCCAUCCUGCUGGUCAUCCCAAAUUCUUUUGGCAAGAUCACUAGGAACACCAGCAAGAUAUGUCACUUGGCCCUGACUCAUGGAUACCAGGCUGUGAUCUUCAAUCGUCGCUGCCAAAAUGGUUGCCCUCUCAGCACUGCCAAGUUGCAGCCUUACGGUGACCCUAAUGAUCUUCGUGAAGCCAUUCGAUAUAUCCGCCAUUGCCAGCCCUCCUCUCGGCUGUUUGCAGCCGGUGAAGGCACCGGGGCAGGACUUCUGCUGUCCUACCUUGGAGAGUGUGGGUCAUCCAGCUACAUCACAGCAGCAGGCUGCAUCUCUCCUCUUUUCCGCCUACAGGACUGGUUUGAAAAUGGGUGUCCAUGGUUGUGGCAAGCUGCUUUACUGCUGUACCAAAAGACAUAUCUAAGCAGAUACGCUACAGCUCUUGGACAGCUUAUAGAUACAGAGAGGCUUUUGAGAAGCCACACACUGAAGGACCUUGAAGAAGCUUUAUUUUGCCAGACCAAGAUUUCUGGUAAUUUGACUUGGGAUUCCUACUGGGAAAGAAAUGAUCCAUUGAGAGACAUUGAUGAAGUGGCCAUCCCAGUCUUAAGCAUCUGCAGCCAGGAUGACCCCAUACGUGGGGACCCCCAGAAUACUGUGCCGUUUGAGUUGUUCGAGACAAACCCCCACUUCUUCUUGCUGAUGAGCCGGUAUGGUGGCCACUGUGGCUUCAUCAAAGAGGACAUGUCCAGCACGAUGUGGAGCCACACUGUUUUACUGGAUUUCUUCAAGUCCACCGUAGACUUUUUUGCCAUGGAAGAACGGCUGAAAGGUCUCUCCAGGAGAAAAGGAACAAUCUCUUCCUCCAUGAACAGGACACUUCAGGGAAGAGCCUCCUGUAGAAAGGAACAAAGCUGUCCACAUAAUAUACAUGAAAUUUAUAACUGGCAGCGCUCCUACACCAGGUGACAGGAGCUAUAGUGCUAAGAAUUAGCGGCAUAACUCUGUAGAUGAAACCUGGGGAAAUAUUAGGCCCAGUAUUUUUAGCAGUGUUUAACAUUUACAUAUUCCACAGAUGAAACUGUUAAUCUAUUAAUAAAUCCACUGAACCUGAAAA